Messenger RNA from Triplophysa dalaica, 1166 nucleotides. RefSeq names its product forkhead box D5 (gene foxd5). Gene Ontology annotation, molecular function: DNA-binding transcription factor activity, RNA polymerase II-specific; RNA polymerase II cis-regulatory region sequence-specific DNA binding. Lineage: Eukaryota; Metazoa; Chordata; Actinopteri; Cypriniformes; Nemacheilidae. The record is from RefSeq and is a predicted model, not a curated record. The coding region runs from base 16 to 996 and encodes 326 amino acids. Gene Ontology annotation, biological process: cell differentiation; regulation of transcription by RNA polymerase II; anatomical structure morphogenesis. The transcript has a single exon.
UUGGAGUCCCCAAUCAUGACCCUUUCCAAGGAUUACCAAGACGUCCGAACCUCAAUCUCUUCAGAGGAGGAUGAAAUCGACAUCGUUGGAGGAAACCACAGUGACAGAGAAUAUUUCAUGGCUUGCAAGGGCGCAAAAGAGAUGGGCUCGUCGGACAUGGAUCAUUCAGAGACCGAGUCUUCUGGCGAGAGCGAAAGCAGCUUUUACGCGGAGGCCUCUGCGUCAUCCGGCCCGAAGCAAACUUCUGCAGUCAAACCUCCUUAUUCAUACAUCGCUCUCAUAACCAUGGCCAUCCUCCAAAAUCCGAUGAAGAAACUGACUCUCAGCGGCAUCUGCGACUUCAUCAGCAACAAGUUUCCAUACUACAAGGAGAAAUUCCCAGCUUGGCAGAACUCCAUAAGGCACAACUUGUCUCUGAACGACUGCUUUAUCAAAAUCCCGAGAGAGCCUGGCAACCCGGGUAAAGGGAACUACUGGUCCCUCGAUCCUGCGUCCGAGGACAUGUUUGACAACGGCAGUUUUCUGCGCAGGAGAAAAAGAUUCAAAAGAAACCAACCGGAGUUCACCAAAGAUGGCCUAAUGCUUUACCACCCAACGUUAAGUUAUCGACCAUAUGGGCGACCUUACUGCGUUUCUGGGCCAGUUCCAGCCCAUGCUAAUCCUAUUGGAUAUUUGCCAAUGCCCGAUGGCAUCAUGGUGCCACCUCCAUAUUUUCAAUAUCAGACUCUUAAUAUUAAAGUCCAAGAAUCUCCAGAAAUUCCGCACCGGUCUGAACGCAAGACGCAGAAGUGUUCGUUCAGCAUUGACAGCAUCAUGGCCAAAUCAACAGUUUCUCACAUCAAAAACUCUCCUCGUCACCUCCCAACUGACUACAGUUAUGUGUUUCCAAGACCAACAUCUUGUGUUGCUCCAAGUUUGUUACCUGUGCCAAGGACUCCCAUGCUGAAAACAGUUUCCUUCACAGACACAUUGAGAAUGGUAUAUCCACAUUGUUGAACUGUUGUUAUCGCUGUCUAUCAUAUUUUUAGUAUGAUAAUGCCGUUGUAAAUUGCUCUUAUAGUUUUAAUGUAAAUAAAUAAAUGGUAAUAUAUUUGUCAGAGAAAUUGUCUGAAAUGCUUCAAUGGAUGUAUUCAAAUGUCUGUUUAAAAUAAACCACCAUUGUCGAG